Messenger RNA from Orbicella faveolata, 2665 nucleotides. Its product is annotated as steroid 17-alpha-hydroxylase/17,20 lyase-like. The record is from RefSeq and is a predicted model, not a curated record. Gene Ontology annotation, biological process: progesterone metabolic process; hormone biosynthetic process. Gene Ontology annotation, molecular function: iron ion binding; steroid 17-alpha-monooxygenase activity; heme binding. Lineage: Eukaryota; Metazoa; Cnidaria; Anthozoa; Scleractinia; Merulinidae.
UGCACAUGUAUAACGCUUCAGUGUGCUUGGCGUCGUUGUUUGACACGAUUUACCAUUUCCCUUGUAAAUGUUCUUCUGUUGUUGCUUCUGCUACUAUUGUUUGACUUGUUUGCUCAUAGAGCACCGCGCUCGCUAAUAAGUUGUUUUUUGUAACGUUGCGUCACAGUCCUGUUGCAUAGCAAUUUUAUGAUCACGUUUCAGUGAUAUCAAACAUGGCGUCGUUGUUUGCCACGGUUUAUGAUUCUCUAAGUUUUCCAAACGUUCUUCUGGUGUUGCUUUUGCUUGUACUGUUACAUUACCUGAUGGUGCUCUACGAGUUCAGGAACAUGCCACCGGGUCCGCGUUUGACGGCUAUCCCUGUCUUAGGGAACGUAUUUUCUCUCGACUUCAAGGCCGAGAAACUUACCGACGCUUUCAAAAGCCUCAAAGAAAACUACGGUCGAGUCUUCUCCUUGAAAAUGGGAAGUUACAAGUUCGUGAUGGCUUCAACUCCUGAGGCCGUUAAGGAAAUGCUCGUACAGAGAUCUGCUGAUUAUGCUGGAAGACCGCAAACACACUUUUUCCUAGAAUUUACACUAGGAGGUAAGGAUAUUGUGUUUGGUAACUAUGGGCCCGCCUGGAAGUUUCAUCGCAAGCUCUUUACAACAGCGUUGCGCCAAUAUCUUUCUGAUAUUCCCCUGAUCGAAAGACGAGUUUCGACACAGGCCGAAAAACUGGUGCAUUUCAUGGAAGAACAAAAUGGAAAGCCUUUUGAUCCCGCAGAUUGCUUGCAGCGUGCGGUUGCUGAUGUCAUUUGUGGAAUCACGUUUGGAGAAGGCUACGACACAACGAAUCCAGAUUUGAACGAGCUUUUGAAACUAAACGUAGACCUUGUUGCAAAUACCGAUGAUGCUCAGCUGGUAACCGUUUUAGAUAACUUUGCUUUCGCAAAGUACCUUCCUCUUAAGGCUUAUGAUCGUCUUCUCAAGCCUGCGUUAGAGAUGUAUGAUAUUAUUCGCAAAUUCUUAAAAGAGCGAAAAGAAACUUUCGACCCGGAAGACCCUGUACAUGAUCUGAUCUCUGGUCUCUUGCACGCUAAACAUAAAGCUGAACGCGAGAGUAAUGAGAUGCAAGCAGCUUUUCUUUCCGAUGACUACUUCGUCAAUACCAUCGAAGACAUGUUUGCUGCCGGCUACGAAACCACAAGCACAACAAUGAAAUGGGCGAUAGCCUUCUUGGUCAACAGUCCAAAGUACCAAGAAGAUAUUCAGCUCGAGUUAGAUGAAGUACUUGGUGGAAGGAAUCCCGGUUUGGAAGACCGAACCAAUCUGCCUCUCAUUCAUGCGACCAUCAUGGAAACGCUACGAGUUGGAAACGUGGCGCCUCUUGCAGUACCUCACUUCACUCUUACAGAUACUACACUCUGUGGCUACCGCGUUCCCAAAGAUACCAUCGUGUUUGCUGACACGGAAUCUGUUCAUCUAGAUCCCAAAUGCUGGGAAAACCCAACCAAGUUUAACCCUUACCAUCAUAUCGACGAGAAUGGUAAGUUAAUCACCAACCAAGGCAAUUUCUACCCUUUUGGAGCGGGACGCCGUGUCUGUGCUGGUGAGCCCUUGGCCAAAGUUGAGUUGUUUUUGUUUCUUUCGUGGAUGCUUCAGAAGUUCACUUUCAUCGCUGAAGAAGAUGGUCGUCCACCCAGCUUGAAGGGAAUGUAUAGUGGCACACAGUUUCCUGUUCCUUACAAGAUACGCGCAAUCAAACGGAAGUGACCUGAGAUUAUCACUCGGACGGUAGUUUUAGGAAACACGUAAAUGUUCAAGUAGAAACGUUUACAGUACCUGUAGAAGAGCUAUUUUAUUUAAUUUAAAUAGGUACUUUGACGGACAAUGGGUUUAGUGUUAGGAGAGGACUGAUGGUUUCUUAGUCAUUUUUUGUUUAGCCUUAUCAUGAUUUUAAGAUUUUGAAACCUUUUCUUAAGCCAACAGUAGUAGUUUACCUUAGUAGUUCCUAACUCACUCAGAUUUUAUUCAAAUCGGACUUUGCCCUUUUCGAAUUUGUGCUUGAACUGUCCUAUAAUUUCCUUUGUUGGAUAUUUAUUUUAACCUGGAUACCUGUGUACAAGCUGCUCUUCAUAAUUCCUUUGAUAUUAGAACUAAAGUAGUAUAGGCACUGAUGAAGUGAACAGCAAAAUUCGAUCGCUUAAGUUUGACUGAUAUCGGAAUUUACUGUGAUUUGAUUCUCCAGAUUUUUAGUUCUCUGCGUUUAUAGUUUCAUACGAUCAAUGACUACACAUUUUUACUUUUAAUUUUUAGAAUAUACUAGGGCCGUGGACUACCUGUAAACUAGCUGAUUAGCUAAGCGUAACUCCAUGUUAAAGAAAGUAUCGUAUCGUAUCGUGUCGUGCCACGUAAGCUCCUUUCAAGGGUAGGUUCUCCCAGUUUGUUGUCAUGCACUUAGUGUAACAAAGAAAUCAAGGUACUAGGCGGAAUUUUAAGUAAGAAUCACGAAUUUUGAAGAGGAUAAUUUAGGCUUCUUUUGUUUCCAAUCGUGUGUGUAUUUAGUUAGCUAGCAACAUAACUUGUACUUUGUACCUGAGUGCUUCGUAUAAACAAGCUACAUUGUAGACGUUUUUUGAUUACACCGACUUUUACAUCGAGUGUAGAGCAAACUACUGCUGGACCAA